Molecule: messenger RNA, 488 nt
Organism: Ceratitis capitata (Mediterranean fruit fly)
Lineage: Eukaryota; Metazoa; Arthropoda; Insecta; Diptera; Tephritidae
Product: pupal cuticle protein C1B-like
Exons: 2
Coding region: 154-414 (86 amino acids)
Source: RefSeq, a predicted model, not a curated record
UCAAAUAAUUGCAAAAUUGUAGGUGGAUUCUGACUAUUAUUUUUUACCUCAAACCUGAGCUAUAAAUACUUUUCCAAACGUUGUAAUCGAUAUCAGUUAACGGACAUUUGUUAAACAGCAAUAAGCUCCCUAGAACACCGCAAAAGCUUCAAAAUGAAAUUCCUCAUCUGCUUGGCUCUUCUCUUCGCCGUCGCUCAGGCCAACCCUGGUUUUGUGGCUCCUUUGACAUACUCAGCUGUACCCGCCGUUGCCACAUAUGCUGCUUCUCCAUACGCUUACCGUGCUUAUGCUGCUCCAGCUGUCUACAGUGCUCCAGUUGCCCGUGUUGCCGCAGUGGCUCCGGUAGCUCGUGUGGCUGCUGUCGCUCCCGUUGCCUACACAGCACCAAUUGUUUCAACCCUCUGGAAGAAAUAAGCUUCCAAUCUAAUUGAAUCUAAUUGAAAAAAUCCAUAAAAUUGUUGAAGGACCUGAAUAUAAAUAAAUAGAUA